Messenger RNA from Hydra vulgaris (swiftwater hydra), 2358 nucleotides. RefSeq names its product E3 ubiquitin-protein ligase TRAF7. The record is from RefSeq and is a predicted model, not a curated record. Lineage: Eukaryota; Metazoa; Cnidaria; Hydrozoa; Anthoathecata; Hydridae. Gene Ontology annotation, molecular function: zinc ion binding; protein binding.
UUAGCAGCAUGUUAUUCAAAGUAUAUACUCUGUAACAUUUGAGGACAAUUGUAGUAAUAAGUCUAAAAUCAAAGUAAGGUUUUGAUGUGUAACAAAAAAUUUCAAAAAGCUUAUUCAAGAGAUAGUGAAAACUGCAUUUUGGAGAACAAAAGAUGAAUGAGUUAGAGCAGUUUAAGUUUUAUGGACCCUCUCACGAAGAUAAAAACAAAGAUGAAUAUUUAAUAAACUAUGAUUCAACUUAUGUUGGUGGUAGCACUUCAGCUGUUGGUGGCCAAAAACACUUUACAAAUAGAUCACACUAUCAACGUUCAGAUGAUGUUAAUACACGAAUGACUUUUUCAUCAAACAAUGAUUCUUCUCCCAGAAGUACAUCUGUUAAUACUAGGCUCAUAUCUCGUCAACAUAGCAACAUGGAAAAAUUUACAUCCCAACUGCACAAGCGUUCAAAGUCUGAUGGAGGGAUGCAUACAACUAAUUUAUUCUCAGGAUCUAAUUUAAAUGUUCAAGCAUCAGAUUCAGAGAUUUCUGAAAGUGUAACAUUGUUUUGCAGCAGUGUUUCAGAGAAGUUAUUAUGUCGAUUGUGCACAAAAGUAUUUAAAGAUCCUGUCAUAACAAGCUGUGGGCAUACUUUUUGUCAGCGGUGUGUUCUUAGAAACCCAGAAGUUACUUGCCCUACAGAUGGUUCCAAAUUGGUAAUGGUUGUACUCAACCUAGCAGUUCGAGAACAAGUUGGUGAGCUAUAUGUAUAUUGUAAAUAUGCAUGCAUGCCAUCAUCUAAAGGCAUUCCUGGUGAAUUUGAAGUAAAUAAAAAUGGUUGCCCUGCUAAAAUAAAAAUGUCUGAAAAAAAUGAACAUGAAGAACAAUGUCAAUAUGCACCUGUUAGAUGCCCAAACAGCUCUAUUUGUCAAUUAAUGACAAAAAUGGACCUUAAAGAUCAUUUAGACCAAUGUCAGCAUGCUAGGUGUCCCCACUCUAAAUAUAACUGUAAGUUUGAAGGAACUUCAGAAGAAUUGGCUGAACAUCUACAAAGUUGCAGGUUUGAAGGGAUGAAAGAAUUCCUCAUUCACACUGAAAAAGAAAUGAAUGAAAUAAGAAGCCUUCUUGCUAAGAAAGAUCAGGAAAACGAUUAUAUGAGAGGUAUUAUUUCUAAGUUAACUGAAAAAAUUGAUCAGUUAGAAAAAUCAAUGGAAGUAAGAAUUGAUUUACUUGAUGAAAAUUUUACCAAACUCUCGUCUGAUUUUAUUGAAACAAGAAGGUGUCUUGGCCAUAUAGAGAAAGAAAUAACAAGUAUGGAUUCACGCACGUUUAAUAUUGGAGCAUUUGAUGUUCAAUCUGUACUUAAGUGUAAAGGAACAUUUGUCGGCCAUCAUGGCCCUGUAUGGUCAUUGUGUGUCUUUUCUUCAUUUUUAUUCAGUGGUUCUUCGGAUAAUUCAAUAAAGGUUUGGGAUACUCGAUCAAAUUACACAUGCGUUAAGACUUUUACUGAACAUUCUGGAAUGGUAUUGACAUUGUGUGCUUAUAGAGGAAAAUUGUAUAGUGGUUCUGCUGAUUGUACAAUAAGUGUUUUUGAUAUUGAAAGUUUAAAGUUAAUUGAAAAUUUUUCUGCUGAUGAAAAUCCUAUAUGUACAUUGGCUGUUGGAAAUGGAAUGCUUUUUAGUGGUUCAUUCAAAUCAAUCAAGGUUUGGGACAUUGGAGCCUUAAAGUUUCGUCAAGCACUUGGUGGUCUUAACCAUUGGAUAAGAGCGCUAUAUACUACAGAAAACAAUCUUUACAGUGGUUCAUUUGAAGCCAUAAAAAUUUGGGAUUUAAAAACAUUAGAACAAAUUCGAGUUAUACAAACACAAGGUGGAAGUGUAUAUUCAUUAGUUGUUUCUAGAGAAUAUAUCAUUUGUGGAACUUAUGAAAACUAUAUCAAUAUAUGGGAUGUCAAGACCUACAAAUCAGUUGCAAAAUUAACAGGUCAUGUUGGAACCGUUUAUGAUUUGGUUUUAAUGACAUUGGUUGAUGCAACUCGUGUGAUCAGUGCAUCUUAUGAUGGAUCUCUCAGAGUUUGGAGUUUAGAUAAUUUACAGUGUGUCCAGACAUUGUUUCGCCAUCAAGGUAGUGUAACAUCUUUAGCUGUUUGUCGUGGAAGGUUGUUUUCUGGUUCUGUAGACAGCACUGUUAAGGUCUGGUUGUAAUCAUUAAUCACUGGAAAGUCAAAGACACGAUGUUGUAAUAUAAUAUUUAUUGCUAUCAAAUACUAUAUAUUACUUGUUUCAUAAUAUUUUUGUGAGAUAAUGUCAAAGAUAUAAGUAUUUUCUCAAAAGGUUUUUGUGAGAUAAUGUUAAAACCUGAAGUGUUUUUAAUAAUAAUUUU